AUGACAAACAUGUUCCAGAGUGUUGCCGAAAUUGAAAUUCCAAAUGACCUUUCGGAUGUAGACAAAGCCGAAUUUACGGCUUUCAAACUCGCUUUAGUUGAUCUCGAAAAAGAAUGGAAUCAACUUCAAGAUGGAACUAAUCCAGAUCAGCAAACUUGCCUUUCUAUAAUUAAUGAUGUUAAAGAAAAGAGAAUUGCUCAGGCAGAUGAGCGCUAUAAACUUAGAACAGAGAUUAUUGAGAAACAGACUGAAAAAGAAAGAGAAAAGAUUAAACAAGAACAAGAAGAAUACAAGAAAUUAUUAUUCGAACGCCUUGUAAGAUCAUACUAUCAAGCUUACCAAAGUGUUACAGCACAGCUUAAAGAUUUAAUGGGAAAGGAUUAUAGCCAAUACAUAUCUCAAAAUGGAAUCACAUUUCCAAAUAUCCCAAGUGAAGUUCAAAUGCGUACUAGAAUGCAGCCUAACGAAGAAGCAAAGAUAAAAUUAACUCCGGCUGAAAAUGAACAUGAUAUGCGUCUUAUCCAACAGAUAAUUCAAGGAGCUGAUCAGUAA
Molecule: messenger RNA, 552 nt
Organism: Trichomonas vaginalis G3
Lineage: Eukaryota; Parabasalia; Trichomonadida; Trichomonadidae
Product: Sds3 2 family
Exons: 1
Coding region: 1-552 (183 amino acids)
Source: RefSeq, a predicted model, not a curated record